AUGGAAGAAUCUGAUGGCUACCCAAAAGAGUGUUACACCCAAGACGGCCGGAGAGUGAUGUCAUCUUCAUCCACCACAAGCGUCCACGUCACGGCUCUGGACGGCCUGGUCAACGUCAACUCACUAUUCACCAUCGCAGUCUUCGUGGGUCUGUCUCUGACAACACCGGGACAGAGAAGCCUCGAGGGCAAGACAGCCUGCGACGCCAGAAUCGACGUAGCUAAGAAGCUCCUGGUCUUCGAGGUUGUCUCCUUCAGCUUCUUCCUCUUCUCUUCUCUGGUGGCGCAGGGCCUCAAGCUGGCAAUCAACUUGCUCAACAGCAAGGAUGUCGACGAGGCCUUCCGGGCCCACAUCAAUCUCAAAGUCUUGAGAUUUGGGAUGAUGGGUUCGGCUUUCGGGUCGGUGAUGGGCUGUGUGUUUUUGGUGCUGUCAAUGGUGGAUGUGAUUCAGAUUAGGUUGGGGAUGUUGUCUUGUGGAAGCAAAUCUGCCGUGCAUUCUGUUGCGGCUCUUGUCGUUUUGGUUUCCACGGCUCUUUUGGUCUAUAUUUCCACUGUUGUUUAUGCUUUUCUUCAUUAG
Molecule: messenger RNA, 576 nt
Organism: Prunus armeniaca (apricot)
Lineage: Eukaryota; Viridiplantae; Streptophyta; Magnoliopsida; Rosales; Rosaceae
Source: the annotation of a GenBank genome assembly